Xenopus laevis (African clawed frog) is the source of this 691-nucleotide messenger RNA. RefSeq names its product H2A clustered histone 1 S homeolog (gene h2ac1.S). The transcript has 2 exons. The record is from RefSeq and is a predicted model, not a curated record. Gene Ontology annotation, molecular function: DNA binding; structural constituent of chromatin; protein heterodimerization activity. Bases 122 to 541 code for a protein of 139 amino acids. Lineage: Eukaryota; Metazoa; Chordata; Amphibia; Anura; Pipidae. Gene Ontology annotation, cellular component: chromosome; nucleosome; nucleus.
GGUGUAGACAUUUAGAUGCAGGCGUUCCAAUUGGAUAUGUGUAUAAAAGGCAGAAGGCAGGGCAUGUUGGGUACAGACUUGUGUUUUGGUUUCUGUGUAAAGAAAACAGAAUAUAUUCAAUAUGUCUGGCCGUGGCAAAAAGGUGCAGAAGGCUGCUAGCGGCAAGGCCUCCAGAUCAGCCAAGGCAGGUUUGCAGUUCCCAGUGGGUCGUAUCCACAGGCUUCUGAGGAAGGGAAACUACGCUGUGAGAAUUGGUUCUGGAUCUGCCAUCUACCUGGCCGCCACUCUGGAAUACCUGUGUGCUGAGGUGUUGGAAUUGGCAGGGAACGCUGCCAGGGACAACAAGAAACUCCGGAUCAUGCCAAGGCACAUCCAGCUGGCAGUCAGGAAUGAUGAUGAACUGGCCAAGCUGUUUGAGGGUGUGACCAUCGCUGAUGGAGGAGUCCUGCCCAACAUCCAAUCUGCUCUGCUGCCAAAGAAAACGGUCAAAGGCUCCUCAUCUUCACAAGAACCUACAGCAGUUGAGUCCCAGGAAUUUUAAGGCUGCACAGGGACUCUGAUCUGUAGCGUUAAUUAUCUGGGGUGCAUUUCUCCUAAGUCUGUCUUAAUGUUAUUUAACUUAUAGCUUGCACUAAAUCUAGAUUUCUUUUUUUAAUGUUAAUAAUAAAAAUGGUUUUACCUUGCUAUUCAA